UUAAUCUAUCAUCAAAGCAAUCUAUUAACUUUCCACUACCAAUAAGACGAUGAAGCAAACUAUCUUCUUUUCUCUCCUCCUAGUACUAUUUACUACCAUAUUUUCUACCAUCACUUUAGCCCAGUCACCUGCUGCAGCCCCUAAAGCCCCAGCAAAACCGGCUCCUGCCACACCAGCUUCAGCACCGGCAAAACCAUUAGUCCCUUCACUACCCCAAUCACCCACGUCUGAUUCUUCUUCUGGUCAAGACAUCAUCAAAAUUCUAAGGAAGGCUAAAUCAUUCAACACACUUAUCCGUUUGCUCAAAACUACCCAGAUCAUCAACCAAAUCAAUGCACAGUUGGUAACUUCAAAAUCUGGUGGUUUAACCAUAUUUGCUCCUGAUGAUGGUGCUUUCUCACAACUCAAAGCUGGUUACUUCAACUCUCUGGCUGAGCGCCAACAGAAAGAACUCAUACAGUUCCAUGUUCUUCCAGUUUAUGUCUCAAGCUCUAACUUUGAUUCUCUUAGCAACCCUGUGCUGACACUGGCCAGUGAUAGCCCAACCGGGUAUCAAAUAAACGUAACUGCUUAUGGGAACAGUGUGAAUAUUUCAACUGGGGUGGUCAAUGCCACCCUCACAGGCAUUGUUUACUCUGAUAAGACACUUGCCAUAUACCAUGUGGACAAGGUGCUUAUUCCUUUGGACUUCUCUAAGCCUAAGGCGGCAGCUCCAGCACCCAGUUUGGCAAAGGCACCUAAAGCUGAUAAGGAGAACUCAUCUGCAGAAGAUGAUGAUCAGGGAGACACAAAAAAGGCCACUUCUGGUGCGAAUGCCAUCAAUUUAACUCAAGGAACAAUGUUGGUAUCCCUCGGCGCUGCUUUAGUUGCUGCAGUAACGAUCUUCAGUUGACGAAAAUCCAUUUGCAGGCUCAGACAAAGCACUGUUAUUGUUUCUUUUUUACCGGAAUUUUGCUUAUGCCCUUUUCUUGGUUUCGUUUGUUUUGUCCUUGGAAAAGUGUUGUUUGAGAGAUAUGUGAACCUUGCCUCAUUUUCAUCAUAGUUUUAUAGUAAGAAUAUGAUUAUUUUAUAGUAACACUGAAUGG
Molecule: messenger RNA, 1085 nt
Organism: Abrus precatorius (Indian licorice)
Lineage: Eukaryota; Viridiplantae; Streptophyta; Magnoliopsida; Fabales; Fabaceae
Product: fasciclin-like arabinogalactan protein 12
Exons: 1
Coding region: 50-892 (280 amino acids)
Source: RefSeq, a predicted model, not a curated record